GCUGGUGGAGAGGAGGGGAGAGGAGAGGAGAGGAGGACGGCACUUCCUCCGUGCCGCUCAUUCAGGUCAUCCUCCCCACUCACCAGCGCGCCUCUUUCGCUUUGUCUGAAGUGCGGUGUGUUAGAGGACUGCGCAGCCCUGACCGCUCUUUCAGCCCAGCACACACACACACACACACACACGCACACACACACGCACACACACACGCACACACACACAUGCACACGGGGACACGAUGAGGGCCACCAUCCUCUCCGUGCUGCUCCUCUGCUCAACCACCUUCAUCCUCGGAGUAACAGCCGACGCCAAGUGCGAUGUGAGCGGAGAGGUUGGAGACAGGGUGCCCAUUGAUCUGGGUUAUCCGUACACCAAAGCAGAAGAUGAACUGGUCUGGAAACGCAGCACAGUGACAAUCAUUAAGCAAAAGAAAGGAAAACUCGUAACAGGAAAAGAAGGAGAUGUAGAGGAUAAUGGAUCCGUUGUCCUGCACAAUGUGACGAUGGAGCAGAAAGGAGAAUAUUCUGCUGAAGUGUUUAACAGUGGUGGAAAACAGGUGUACUCAGUAACGAAGAACUUGUGCGUGAGAGAGAAAGUUUCGAAACCCGGCAAGCCCUCGUUCACGUGCUCGGGUUCCUCGGUCAAACUGACCUGCGAUGCGCAGGGCACCAGCUCGGACAUCGUGUGGCUGAAGAACAACAAAGAGACGAAGAAGACGGGCACAGCUCUGACGCUGAAGCUCGCCGAAAUAACGGCAGCUGAUGAAUUCUCCUGCAGCAUCUCAAACAAAAUCCGUUCGGCGCAGAGCGACGCCGUCAAGGUGUCAUGUCCAGGUCUCACUCCAGAACGAAAACUCUUCGGCUUGGACAUGUACAUCAUGAUAGCGAUCCUCGCGGGAGGAGGCGGCCUGUUCCUCAUCCUCGUCGGGGUCCUGGUCUUCUGCUGCUUCCGCCGCUACAGGCAGAACAAGAACCGGUUCAGAGAUGAGGAGGAGCUCCGACUGGCCGCCGUCACCCAGCAGCAGCAGCAGCAGCAGAAGCGGCAGGAGCAGCGGCACCAGGAGCAGGAUCCGUACGCGCACCCGCACGGGCAGCACCGGCACCAGGCGCCCCCGCGAGGACACGCGCCGCCCUGCCCCCACCCGCAGAACGGAGACGGACAGACGCCGGCGCCGCCCAGGUCGAGAGGCAAACCCCGCUCCAGACCGCCGCCGGUGCCCGCCGAGGACGGGGCGGAGGAGCAGCCGCCACCCCGACCCAGGCCGAGGCAGUCGGCGCCCCGGCACAACCGCUAGGCCGCGAACGUGCGCUACCGAGAAGGCCAGCGACCCCAGAACCGCCCAUUUCAUUUACAGAAAGAGUUACUUAUGAAUUCAUUUCCCUUCAGCAAACUCUCCUCCUCAGUGACGUGCAAAUCAGAGUAAACAAAGUGCAUCAUCAACCCACAAAGAGCUUUAGACACACACACCGGAU
Molecule: messenger RNA, 1469 nt
Organism: Scleropages formosus (Asian bonytongue)
Lineage: Eukaryota; Metazoa; Chordata; Actinopteri; Osteoglossiformes; Osteoglossidae
Product: T-cell surface antigen CD2-like
Exons: 5
Coding region: 236-1291 (351 amino acids)
Cellular component (GO): membrane
Source: RefSeq, a predicted model, not a curated record